GAUUUGAUAAAAUAUAUUAAUUUUGGUUUUUAAUUUGAAAAACAUCGAACAACAAAUUUAAAAAAAAUGAGUCAUCGUGAUUUUGGUGGCGGCCGUGGACGUGGUGGGGGACGUGGCGGCGGACGAGGAUUUCAUGGUGGACAAGGUGACCGUGGACCACAAAGAGGUGGUGGUGGUGGCGGACGAGGAUAUCAUGGUGGACAAGGUGACCGUGGACCACAAAGAGGUGGUGGUGGUGGUGGCGGACGAGGAUUUGGUGGACAAGGUGACCGUGGCGGAAGAGGUGGACAAGGUGGGCCUUACCGCGGUAGAGGUGGAGGAAGCAGUGGUCAUGGUCAUGGUCCACCUGUAAGCAUUCCGGAUGGUGAACAAUAUCAAUUAAUUCGCAAAAGUCAAAUGGCUAAAUCCGAAACAGGUGUCCCAAUCGAAUUGCUUUCAAAUUUUUAUCGAAUGAUCGUUUCGGAUAAAAUUGUUUAUCAUUAUGAUAUCGAUAUCAAAGAAAAAGCUGAUGAAAAGAAACCUGCUCGAGAACAGAAUGAAAAAUUCUUGAAAAAAUAUGCCCGAAGCUUACUUCCCGAAUGGACGAAAAAGAAUGGGCAAAUAUUUGAAAAAAUUAACUAUAUCUAUGAUGGAUGGAAAAAUUUAUACACAGUCCAAGAAUUGCAUUUGAACCAAGGAUUUAUUGAAGAAUUGACCUAUGAAAUUGAUGCCAGAAAACGGGCAUUUGAAAUCAAAAUUAAACUUGUGGACAAAAUAUCCUUACGACCAUUAAUGGAUUAUUAUGCAAAAAAAACUUCAAAAGUUGAGCCAAAAAUUUUUUCCGUUUUGGACGUUUUAUUCAACAACAUUUCUGAAAUAUCAUUCACAUAUUAUCAACGAAAAUUUUUCGACACCAAUUCUGUACGUGAUUGUCAUAAUACUAAUUGGUGUCAAUUUGCACCUGGAUUUGCCAAUUCAAUACGAAUGACAGAAUUUGGUCCGGCCAUGAAUAUUCAUUUGAAAACUGCUUGUUUGAUAUCGAAAACUUUGAAUCGUGUAGAUGAAAUGGUAUGUGCUUUUAAAAGAAAACAGCCAAAUGAAUUAUCGGAUUAUGAAUUACGUGAUUUGAGCAAAUUCUGUCGCCACAUGAAAAUUUUCACCAAUCAUUGUGGUAAACGAACAUUUUUGAUUGAACGUUUUGAAAAGAUUACACCGCAGCAGAAAAAAAUUGAUGAUAAUAAAGGCACGAUUGCCGAUUAUUUCAGAAAUACUUAUGGUAUUAAUGUUAAAAGUUAUCCACUCAUCAAGACUACUGGAAAGAUUGCAAAAUAUCUACCGAUGGAGCUUUGUUAUUUGGUGGACAAACAAUUUCUUGCCAAUUCCAAAAUCGAUGAUCGUAUACAACGUGAAUUGCUUGAAAUAUCCACUCAUCGUCCGGAUGUUUAUUUUACUAAAGCAACAACAUAUGCAUCGAAAAUAAAACAAGAUGGUACUGGAUUUCUUAAAGAUUUUGGCUUAGAUUUAAUGAUGAAGCCAGCUAAAUUGAUUGGUCGUGUUUUGCCUGAACCGAAACAAUUUCAUUCAAGACGUGAUGACAAAUAUUAUGUAACACCAAGAAAAGAAUUGAAAUGGGUUCUUUUUUCGUUAGAACCUUCGAUAAGAAAAAAUGAUUUACAAUCAUUGGCUGAUCAAAUAAUUGGCACUGGUGAAAAGGUUGGAUUACGUUUUAUGCCAAAAUCGAACAACAUUCAAGCAACAGAAGAAAUUCGUAAUCACAAAGAUGUUAUUGGUAUUAUGAAGAAUAUCAAUAAGGAAUAUAACAAGGCCAAUUCUCCAUUGGAUGUGGCAUUCAUUGUCAUUCCGAGUUAUAAUCGAAAUGUUCCAUCUGUAGAAAUUUAUAAUUUGGUUAAAGCUUUCAGUGAACGAGCUGUAUCUGAUUCUAACAAUGGUGGAUUUGGUUUCAUCACUCAGUGCAUGAAAAGCGACAACAUUCGUCGACCAAAAGGUGGAUAUUUUCAGAAUCUAUUGCUUAAAGUGAAUGGAAAAGUUGGUGGCGUUAACAGUAUUGUUGAUCCGAAUGAAUUUAAAUUGAAACAAAUGAAAUUUGAUCCAUCAAGUACAAUGGUCAUUGGAAUUGAUGUUAAUCAUCCAAGCGUUACUGAAACUAGUAAUUCAUCGGUAGCUGCUGCAGUUGGCAGUUUUGAUUCGCUUUUCUCUAAAUAUACUGCCAGUUUAACCGUUCAGCCAAAAGAUCGUGAUGAAAUUAUCACACGUUUGAAUAUAAUGAUCAAUGAACUGUUGCAAGAAUAUAAACAAAAGAAUGGCAAAUUUCCGGAAACUUUAUUGAUUUUCCGAGACGGUGUAAGCGAAGGACAAUUCGAUAAGAUCAAGGAUAAAGAAUUGCCUUUGAUUCAGAAAGCUGUGAACGAUUGUGGUGGAAAAAUGAAAAUUGUUUUGUUCAUUGUUCAGAAACGUCAUCAUACUCGUUUCAUGAGUAUUAAAGGCGGUCACGGACCACGACACGAUAGUUAUAAUGUACCAUCCGGUACAGUGGUCGAUAAUUCGAUUGUGGACCCAAAAUUUGAUUCAUUUUAUGUGAAUUCACAUUUUUCACCAUUGGGUACAUCUAAACCAACAAAAUAUGUCAUCAUACGUGAUGAUUUAAAAUUGCAGCCAAAUCAAUUGCAACAAUUGUGUUUUUUCAUGUGUUACAAUUGUGUUCGUUUCCGUGGUGUCAUUGCCAUACCGACACCGAUUCGUUAUGCUGAUCUUUGUGCUUAUCGAUCCAAAUUGCAUAUUGAAGGCCAAUGCAAAUUGAGCAUGAUUAAUCCAAAAGAUGCUGAACAGGCUAUAAUUACACAAUUAAAUCCAAUGGGUUAAGAUCCAUAAAAAAGUGCAGAAUUUCCUCUAUUAUUGCUGAAUGAAAUUAUUUACAUUGCACAUUUAUUUUCAUCACAUAUUUUAUUGGAUUGGA
Dermatophagoides farinae (American house dust mite) is the source of this 2953-nucleotide messenger RNA. RefSeq names its product protein argonaute-2. The record is from RefSeq and is a predicted model, not a curated record. Lineage: Eukaryota; Metazoa; Arthropoda; Arachnida; Sarcoptiformes; Pyroglyphidae. Gene Ontology annotation, molecular function: protein binding; RNA binding.